Molecule: messenger RNA, 5422 nt
Organism: Diorhabda carinulata
Lineage: Eukaryota; Metazoa; Arthropoda; Insecta; Coleoptera; Chrysomelidae
Product: phospholipase D2
Exons: 16
Coding region: 302-3670 (1122 amino acids)
Biological process (GO): phosphatidic acid biosynthetic process; cell motility; intracellular signal transduction
Molecular function (GO): D-type glycerophospholipase activity; phosphatidylinositol binding
Source: RefSeq, a predicted model, not a curated record
UUGAGGUGAUGUGGUAGAUAAAAUUGUACAAGUUGAUUUCCAGCGAAUUUUGUUUCUGCACAAUGUUCUCGUUCUCCAGUAGUGGUUCUCCAGUGAGUCAUUCACAUUCGUUUACGCGGUUUAACAUCAAUUCGUAUUUCCGCCGUCUAUAUAAUAUUAAUCACAUGAAAUUAAAUGAAUGGGAAGUUAAUCAAAUGAAAGCAAUAAAUUCGAGUUCUUUUCAUAAAACCGUUUAUUCAUUCGAAAUUUCGUAAUUGUUUCUAAACAGUGAUCGUGCGAUAAACAAAGAUUCGGUACAAAAAUGGAAAACAAAGAUGAAAACGAAACUGAAGAGAGUGGUGAUUACAACGAAACGUCGAUAAAUAGACCAAGUUUAGGAUCUUUAGGAUCAGACGGAGAUUAUGAUGAUAUAUUGGGUGUACCAAGGUCUAUUAAAAUAUUAGACAUAGGAGAUGGACCAGUGGCUAUAGAACAUUCCGAUGAAGAACUUGAAGAAGAUGGUAUCGAACAUAUCGGAUUUAACGCUGUACAUAACUACAAGAAAUUUUCGUCUAUGAAUAGAGACGUAUUCAUACCAGGCGUAGAUGUAUCUGCAAUAAUAGUGGAUUAUGAAAGGAAUUUAACAUCUCACAUGCUCAAUCCAAAUUUGUAUACAAUUUCUCUCGUACACGGAAAUUUCAAUUGGCAGAUAAAAAAGAGGUACAAACAUUUACAAUCCCUCCACCAACAAUUGGUAUUAUUUAAAACGGGUUUGAAUAUACCUUUUCCGACUAAAACUCACAAAAACAAAAGGAAAUCCGUCAAACAGAACGUGAAAAAAACUACGAGCGGUAAACGGAAAAUGGCGUUACCGAGAUUUCCAAAAAAACCGGAAGUUUUAGUAUCUUACGAAAGAAUUGGUAAUAGAAUGAAACAAAUCGAAAGUUACCUGAAUAAUUUGCUAUCGAUACCGAUCUACAGGAACCAUUCAGCAACUAUAGAAUUUUUGGAAGUGUCUCAUUUAUCGUUCGUCGAAGGUCUUGGUUCAAAAGGUAAAGAAGGUUACGUAAAAAAACGAACGGGAAGUACGAAUCCCGGUCAAACCGGUUGCAAUUGUUUCGGUUUAUAUCAUUGCGUGUGUUGCGUAAGGAUGAAAUAUUUCUGUAACGAUUUGAUUUGUUCGAGAUACGUGAAAAGGUGGUUUUUUGUAAAAGACACUUAUUUCGGUUAUAUCAAUCCAAAAAACGGUCGUAUAAAGGCGGUCGUACUUUUCGAUCAAGGUUUCGAAGUAGCAUCCGGUAUAUACGCUUUGGGGGUACAAAAUAGUUUCCAGGUACAGAGUUUAUGCAGAAAUAUCACUUUCAAAUGUUGGACUAAACGGAAAAGUAAAGAAUGGACGGAAAAUUUGAAAGAAGUCGCUGCCACUACUGCGCGAGAAUUUGUGUACCCCAAUAGAUACAGAUCUUAUGCUCCUAUAAGAGUGAACGUAACGGCUUCUUGGUUUGUUGAUGGGUGUUCUUACAUGUCCGCUGUUGCGGAUGCUAUAGAAAACGCCAAGGAAGAAGUUUUUAUUACUGACUGGUGGUUGAGUCCCGAAAUCAAUUUAAAAAGACCCGCCAUACUUGGAGAUUACUGGCAACUCAAGAGAUUAUUAGAAAGAAAAGCGGAUAGCGGUGUUAAAAUAUACGUUUUGUUAUACAAAGAAGUCGAAAUGGCACUCGGAUUGAAUAGUUACUAUAGCAAACAAAAAUUAACGGAAUCGUCGUCUAAUAUUAAGGUCCUUAGGCAUCCUGAUCAUGCUAAAACUGGUAUAUUCUUAUGGGCGCAUCACGAAAAAUUGGUUAUUGUGGAUCAGACCUACGCUUUUAUAGGAGGAAUUGAUCUGUGUUAUGGUAGAUGGGAUGACAAUAAACACAGAUUAACCGAUUUAGGUAGCGUAACGCCCAGUAUAAAUACAUCGACGUUAAAGAAAAAAUCCUCCAAUGUACCGACAGGAGAUACGAUCUACCCCAUCCCUGUACCAUAUUACAAACAAACUCGAAAUUUGGAUAUAGACGAACCGGACAACGAAGUUAUUAAAGUGACACCUGAUUUACCCGAAUUAGAACCAGGUGAUCAUUUGUUGAUACCCAUAACACACGGACAUCCAGUUAAAAUGAAUACUCCACAGUUGGAGAGGAAACAUGCAAAUGUGCACAGCGUUAUUGACAAUUUGAAAAUUAAAGGAAAAGAACUGAUGAAUUUGGUUUACACUCCUCAUGAACACGAAACUUUGUCUGAACGAGAUUCAACUGAAACUAAGUUAGACGAAACCGACGCUCGAACUCCCGAAGAAAUAAUCGAUACUUUGGACGGUUCGGCAAAAUUAUGGAUAGGAAAAGAUUACGUCAAUUUUAUUGUGAAAGAUUUCACGAAUUUAGAUUCGCCGUUCGAUGAUUUCAUAGAUAGGAGCACUACGCCGAGGAUGCCUUGGCACGAUAUAGGAAUGUGUGUACAGGGUGAUGCCGCCAGAGACGCAGCUAGGCAUUUCAUUCAGAGAUGGAACUCGGCGAAAUUGGAAAAAGCUAAAAAUAACGAUAUGUACAAUUAUUUAUUGCCGAAGAGUUACGAUAACUACAAAACUUUACCGGUGGAGUUUCCUAACAAAACUCACAAAGUAUCUUGUCAGUUGUUGAGAAGUGUUAGUUGUUGGUCUGCGGGAUUUUUAGAAGCUGAUACUAUCGAACAAAGUAUACACGAAGCUUACAUCGAUACUAUAACUAAAGCUCAACAUUAUAUAUACAUAGAAAACCAAUUUUUCAUAUCGUUAUCCUGUGAUAAUCCUUUCACUAAAAAUCAAAUCGGAGAAGCAUUGUAUAAACGAAUAAUUAGGGCUUACAAAGCUAAAGAAGUUUUUAGAGUUUACAUCGUAAUGCCUUUACUGCCGGGAUUCGAAGGAGAAGUAGGAGGUCCUUCUGGUACUUCCUUACACGCAAUCACCCACUGGAAUUAUCUAUCUAUAUCAAAGGGUAAAGACGCCAUUUUAAAUAGAUUAAAAGAUGCCGGUAUAGAAGAUCCGUCAGAUUACAUAACCUUCUACGGUUUACGAACUCAUUCGACUUUAAAUUCCGAACCAAUAACUGAACUCAUCUACGUACAUUCUAAACUCAUGAUAGUUGAUGAUAAAAAGGUGAUAUGCGGUUCAGCUAACAUCAACGAUAGAUCACUUAUUGGUAAAAGAGAUUCUGAAGUAGCUGUAUUGAUAGAAGACGAAACGUUUGAAGAUGGAAUUAUGAACGGGUCGUCGUUUCCAUGCGGAAAAUUCGCUGGAAGUUUGAGAAAACAUCUGUUCAAGGAACAUCUCGGUCUUCUGGAUGAAGAAAAUGAAGUAUUUGAAGAUGUAGAUGUUAGAGAUCCAGUAUCGGAAUCGUUUUAUAGGGAAGUGUGGUACAAAACUGCUGAUUUAAAUACUGAAUUUUAUGAUAAAAUAUUCCAUGUUAUACCGACGAAUACAGUGGAAACUUUCGGGGAUUUGAAAAGGAAUCACGAAGAGAAACCGUUGUGGGUGGAUGAAUUUUCUAGAGCGGAGAAAAUGUUGGAUAGUAUACAGGGACAUUUAGUUUUACUACCCUUAAACUUUUUAUCUAAAGAGUACUUAAUGCCUGCUGUUAACUCUGCAGAAGGUUGGAUGCCUACUUCUUUAUGGAUUUAAUUUAUCAAUUUUUUUUAAUGGUUUUUAAAUAUUUUUUUAAAUUAUAUGGAAAUACUCAAAAUUUUUUGAAAAAUGUACAUAUGUUUUGCACUGAUUUGAAAUUUGUUAAUAUUCAAAUUCAAUUUGAGUUACUUCUUUUCAGGAGAUUAAAAAUAAUGAUUUUAAAUAAAAAGACAUAACCUCAAAUUUCGGAUCAAAAAAUAAAGAUUAAGCUUUACAGUCUUCACAAAGUGAAGACAUAUUUUUUGAGCACCACAGACAAAUAUGACGCCUUUUUCGACCUAGUGAUAUUAGUUAUGGGCAAAGUUAUGGGGCUAUGUCAUAUCUGAAACAGCAAAUAGAUAAACAAACUUUGAAGGCUUAUAUUUUUGGAAUCAAUAGGGCUAGAGUUUUGAAAUUUUCACGAUUUGUGAAUCAAUUCUUCAUUAUCGGAUAGAACUUUGGUAGAAAGCUCUAUGUUUGAUGGUGCAAAAGUUAUGGGCAAAGUUAUGAGGUUAUAUCCGAAACAGCAAAUAAGAUAAACUUUGAAGGGUUUUAUUUUUGGAACCAAUAGAGCUAGAGUUUUGAAAUUAUCACGAUUUGUGAAUCAAUUCUUCAUGAUCGGAUAGAACUUUGGUAGAAAACUCUAUGUUUGAUGGUACAAAAGUUAUGGGCAAAGUUAUGAAGUUAUAUCCGAAACAGCAAAUAAGAUAAACUUUGAAGGGUUUUAUUUUUGGAACCAAUAGAGCUAGAGUUUUGAAAUCAUCACGAUUUGUGAAUCAAUUCUUCAUGAUCGGAUAGAACUUUGGUAGAAAACUCUAUGUUUGAUGGUACAAAAGUUAUGGGCAAAGUUAUGAAGUUAUAUCAUAUCCGGUCGCCCACUGCCAGCACUUUGAUCUAUCAAUCUUAUCAGUUUUCUUUUGCUAAGCUAUCAGCUAGGGAUAUGUUCACAUCCGAAAGAGAAUUAAAGAUGUUUAAAUGUAACUUUUAACAGUUUAAAAUAGUUGCAACUUUAUAAUAAAUAAAUCAACUCGUGAGUCAUACACUAGCCCUAACGGAGUAGUAUUUUUUAAAAAAGUGUAUUAGCAAAACUUACCCAUCGUAACUUCUUAUUCACUCGUACUUGUCCUAUUUUUUCACGAACAUUUCAUUCAAUCUCCUUUUUUUACUUCCCAUCACAAACUUUCGUAACUUCGAUUUAUGUCUUUUAUUCCACCUUGUACGUAAAUGACACGUUUCACUUUUAUAUUUUACCGUUUUCUAACCAAAUUUUUCAUCCGUGCAAUUUGUUUUUUUAGUAUUACACCUUAUAAAUUAAUAAUAAUCAAUAAAAAUCACUACACCACUGCCACAAUAUCUUGAAUAAAUCUUAGGUUAUGUUAGAGACGCGCACAAAAGUUUGAAAAAGAAGAAGCGUUUUUUAAUAAAAUAAUUACUCACAUACACAACGAUAAUUAUAUUUCUAUUAUUUUUGUAUCAUUAUUUAUCCAUUUUUCAUUAAAUACUUUAUACAUGUAUUAGUGUUAAUUAACCCUAUUAUAACUUUUCAUUAAAUGGAUUCAUAGUAGACCGAACGCCGGAUAUUGUACAUUCUGAGCGGUAUUGCCACAUUUCCGCUGAUAAAUUUAGCUACCUUGAAAGUAUUUUUUUAAUUAUGUUUUUUUUUAUAAUAAAAUUGUUUUAGACUCAAAUUUAUGUAAAUGUCAAAAAGUAUUUAUGUCUUUUAUAAAUAUUUAUAUUGAAAAAAUGUGUAAUAAACAAUUUUUAAUAAAA